CAAAACGGAGAUGUGGCUUUAUCGUUUUAGCAUGUGCACCGCCACGAUCAGUGACGCAUGAGAUAGUGGCAGCUGUCGCGACCAAGCUGGUGGAACAUCCGAGGGGCAGAAACAACUUCACUUCGUUCCAUUCCUACCUUUUUGCCUCCUCUCAACCCUUCUAGACUGCGCAUAGUCUCUACUGGACAACUAAAGGUCCUUCAAACCAUUCUAGAUACCAAAAGAAAUAGAAAGUCAGAAUGGCGGGACUCCCAGUUGACUACUAUGCCGCCCUGGGAAUACCCUCUUCAGCCUCCCAGCAGCAGAUCCGAGAUGCGUAUAAAAGAGCAGCGCUCAAAACGCACCCCGACCGCGUCUCCUCCGACUCCCCCGAACGUGCAGAGCGUACCCGUAAAUUUCAGCUAAUAAACGAUGCCUACUAUACCCUAUCCGACCCUUCACGCCGCUCUGACUACGACUCGGCCCGCAAAUACCACGGUUUCGGCUCUGGUGCCUCGACCGCCUCAACAGCCUACGACUCAGACGAUGAUUCCACUAUUCCAGACCCUGGUGAGGAUGCUCGUGCGGCUGGUGGCUUUCCAUGGAGUUCGUUUGGAUUUGGGGCUAAGGCGAAGAAUAAGGAAGAAGAGCAGAAGUUUGGGAAUGAGCAGUUUGAGGAUGUGUUUGAAGAGAUGUUGAGGGAGGAGGGGAUGGCUGAGAAUGGGGGUGUGCCGACGGGGAAGUUCUGGAGUGUUGUUGGUGGGUUGAGUGGUGGUGCGAUGGGGUUUAUUGUGGCGAAUUUUGGAGGGAUGGUUGCUGGUGCUGUGGCAGGGAACAGGCUUGGUGCAGUAAGGGACGCGAAGGGGAAGAGUGUUUAUGCUGUCUUCCAGGAGUUGCCGCAGGAUGCGAAGGGGAAGCUUUUGAGCCAGCUUGCUGCAAAGGUUUUUAGUCAUGCAGUGGGAAUUUGAGGUGGGGUUUGCCAGAGCUGCGAUAAACGCGGUCACUUAGCCGAAUCAAGGAACGGAAAGAAUUGAAGGAAACAGUAACGAGAUACCAGACCUGGGUCGGAAGGCGUUGCGGAAUCUCCACAUAUACAGGAAGCAUGGCUUUUUUCGAGAUCGAGGAAAUUGAGAUGCAGAACAAGCGAUUAAAUUAAGUAGGUAGAUAGACGAAUUAAAUCAUUCAAAUGCACA
Molecule: messenger RNA, 1172 nt
Organism: Cadophora gregata
Lineage: Eukaryota; Fungi; Ascomycota; Leotiomycetes; Helotiales; Ploettnerulaceae
Exons: 4
Coding region: 240-947 (235 amino acids)
Source: RefSeq, a predicted model, not a curated record